AUGGAGGUUCAAGGUUUAAGCACUCUUGAAGUUUCUUUAUACGCUCACAUAUAUGAUAAGCAUGUUGAAUUUAAAAAUUUAGAUAAUACAACAGACCUUACCAUAGACAAAUACAAAUUUUAUGAAGGUCAUGUAGUUGUCGAAUUUAAAGAUCAUAGACAGAAUCCAUCAUGUGAUGGAAAGAGGCAACUAUUAAGAAAAAACGAUGAUUCACUUUGGAACGACGUAUUAAGGUUAAACCAGUCUACUGGUUCCAGCUGGACUUACGAACAAGCCAUACAAAUAGAAGCGAAAUUACUAGGUUUGUUACAUCCAAAUUUGGAUUUGAAUCCCAACUCUAUUCCGGAGUGGAUAAUUCCAGCCGAUCCAGCCAAAUCAUCCGAAUCUAAUACAAUGCCUACUCAUCGAAAGUUGAAGAAAAGAAAGAGAAAGCCUAAUUCUUCCGAGAAAGAAGAGGAGAAAGCCAAACGAACGAAGAAUGAAAAAAUGAUGUUUAUGAUGGAUGAGAGACAUAAUAAAGAGUUCAAGCCAGAAUUCCGAUUGGCGAAAUAUUUUAAUCAAAAAAUUUCAACAAAUGAUGAAGCACCUCUUCCCCCAAUUAUUGACAAGGGGAAAAAGAAGAUUGAUGCUGAUGAAAUUAAACGAUUGGAAGCCAAGAAAUCACUUGGCAAAAGAACUAGAUCAGUAAGAUUUGAACGAGAUUGUUUGUCCAUUACAGCAGAAGGGCAAAAAUCUGUGGAUAAAUUCUAUAAAGUUCAAACAUUAAUUAAUGUGUAUUGUGAUAGAAAGAAAUAUACAGUCAUAGUUCAUACUCUUGAUGAAAGAGAAUUAAAAGCGACUGGAGAGUUCUCGAAAUUCGUUCGAAUGGUAGAUGGAGCACGAUAUUAUAUAAAAUUAGAUGAUACAAAGGCCUUCCUUAAGUACGAAUUCCAUACGAAAAAUGAAUAUUUAAGUUUUAUUGAAGCAUUCAUAAUUUUAUAUGGUAUGGACAAUAAGAUCAAACAUGAUUCCGAAAAGAUAUCUCUUUCAACAGCUCAGGAAUUAGCGGAGGAUUAUUCUAAAAAGCAAUUUGUAUUGGAGAUAGUUAAAGCUAAACAACCACAUCAAAUUGUUGAAUUUUUGGCACAAAAACCACCUUCCGAAGUGGUUCAAUCUCCAUUUGAAUUCAAGUUCAAUAAUCAAAAUAUAAAGAUUCAAUCAAUUCCAGAUCUUGUUACAGCAACUUCGAUUAAAGAAUCCCAACAAUCUGAAAUUUUAGUUGUUGAUAAUGAUAGAAUUGCAAUGCCACCACCAUCCCUUCCUCAACAUAAGAGAAACUUAAUUAAUAAUCAACAAAUUUCAUCACAAAUUCAAUCUUCAUUAUUUUCUGAAUCAACCCAAACUUCAACACAAUCAAAUAAUUAUCAAUCUCUAUUAUCUUUCCAACAAAAUCAUCAAUCUUCUUUAUAUUUCCAAAUUCCAGUACAAUUAAAUAAUAAUCAUCAAUCUCCUUUACAAACUCCAGAACAAUUAUCUUUCCAAACUCUAAUACAAUCAAAUAAUCAUCAAUCCCCUUUACAGACUCCAAUAAAAUCAAAUAGUUACCAAUCUUUUUUAUCUUCACAAAUUCCAGUCCAAAGACAUCAAUCCCCUUCAUAUUUACAAACUCCAGUACAAUAUAAUAAUAAUCAAUAUCCUUUAUCUUUCCAAAUUCCAGCACAAUCAAAUAAUCAUCAAUCCUUUCCAUCUUCACAAACUGUACAACCUAAUAGUCAUCAAUCACUCUCAUCAUCAUUUCAAACUCAAUCUCCCUUAUCUUUCCAAACUCCAGUAAUAAGACCUCCUUUAUCAUUCGAAACUCUGGUACAAUCUAAUAACCAUCAAUCACCUUCAUCAUUUCAAACUUCGACUCCGAUACAAUCUAAUAGUCAACAACUAUCUUUAUCAUCACAAACUCCAAUACAAUCAAAUAGUUAUCAACCAACUUUAUCUCAACAACAAAUAAUAAUACAAUAUCCAAUCAAUUCAAAUUAUUCCUCCAACCAAAUAGCUACAGCAGUAAAAGACUAUCAAUAUAUUCAACAGCCAUCACCUCAUAACAGAAUAUUAAAUCAUCAACCCAACCUGAAUAAUCAGAAUUCAAAUAUCUCAACACAGACCGAUAAUUAUGUCUUAAAUUAUAAUAAUGAUAAUAAUUCACUAUUUGUCAAUCAAGAUCGAUAUUCUUUCAUGUAG
Molecule: messenger RNA, 2214 nt
Organism: Diversispora eburnea
Lineage: Eukaryota; Fungi; Glomeromycota; Glomeromycetes; Diversisporales; Diversisporaceae
Source: the annotation of a GenBank genome assembly